CAGUCAGCAGUUAAACAGAUUUUUCACUAACACACAACUUAAAUUGGGUCACUUCGAGACGAUCACUUAAAGUAAUAAUAAAUUGCAAUUCAGAUGCCUAAAUGAGUGAGAAGUUGAAGCAGUAUCGUUAUAACCGUUGAGUUCCUUCGAAGACGGACUGGCAGGCUGAUUCAAACAUGUAAAACUUUUUGAACAUUUCAUCAAAACAACUGACAAACAAAGACCUCUACAACCAGAGAAGCAACACUGGCAGAAGUAGUAUCACACAUUACUCCGCUAAUAAAGGUUUCAAAGCAGGAACAAUCCCCAAAAUAUCUCUGGAUAGACUGGAUGCCAUUGUCGCCGGAAAGAAAAACAACUUGUACGAGGACAAACAAAUGGACUCUUUGCCGUACUGCUGAUGGUGCUGGAGUGGACCCGUCCAGGCCUGUCCUCCCCAUUACGCCCCAUCUGUGACCUGCGCGUCCUCGACCAUUUCAUUAAGGAGGCUUGGGAUGCAGAGGCUGCUAUGAGAGCGUGUAAGGAUGCUUGCAGCAUUGCAACAAACUUCACUGUUCCUCUGACAAGAGUUGAUUUUGAUGUCUGGGAAGCAAUGAAUAUAGAGGAGAAAGCUCAGGAGGUCCAGUCAGGCUUACACGUGCUGAACGAGGCCAUCGGCUCAUUACAGGCGUCUAAUCAGACUGACGUGCUACAGUCCCACGUAGAUGCCAGUAUUAGCAACAUUGCCAGCAUCAGACAAGUGCUGCGAAGUGUCAGCAUACCGGAAUAUGUACCUCCUGCCAGCGGUGGAGAAGACGAGGAGACACAGAAAGUAUCAUCGAUCUCAGAGCUGUUUCAGGUCCACAGCAACUUCCUGCGGGGAAAAGUGCGUCAUCUGCUUGCCAGUGCACCUGUCUGCAAACAAGGUGUCAGCUGAUAGACAAUUUUGAGCAAGGGCCAAACUAAUUGGAGCUCCUCAUAUCAGAAGGGCAGGAUAAUGGGCUAUUACAAAGGAUAUGUUGCUGAGGUUUGAAUGACUGGGAGUUGUAGCACUUUGAAAGAUUUACUCACAAAGGGAAAAGAAGACAUCCCCCAGAAUGCAAAGCGCUCGCUUUGGCUGCCUUUGCAGAAAAUCAACCAAAAUCAACCAAACGCAAUCAUGAAACUUCAAGAAAUCACUCCUCUUUCCCCACAUGACUGUUGGCACUUGCCCAGCUCGACUGGGAAGGUUUAUCUGGGACUUUUUUUUCCAAGUGUUUUGUAUUGCUUAUAAAAUUGUCAUUAUUUAUAUAGAUGAUAUUUCUUAGAGCUGGAAUCACUUGCUUUUGCAGGUUCUUUUCUGAAGCUAUUCAAGUGAAGACCUCUCUUCCUCCAUUCACUGUGGCCUGAAGCACCUCCAAACAUUGAACUGUUGAUAGAGAAGCCUAUUUAUCAAUAUUAAAUAUGCACUGUAGGUUUUAUAUUCAUUUCGGUGUUACGUCUGUGUGUGUGUACGUAUGUGUGACUUUCGUGAAUGCUGCAGGGAAUGUUUCAAGCUUCGGGGAGGAAGGCUGUAAUGCUGAAUUCUUACGGGUCAGUUGGGGUGAACAGGAAGAAGGACUAGAUUGCUGCUUGUGUCGGGGGAAUUGGAAGCUUUCGUGAGAGCUGAUGAGGCUUUGCGUUAGCUCAUGUCUGAAUUACGCGGUCCUGUGCAGAUAACGUCGCUUCCAGGAACAAUAUUGAUUAGUGUGUGUAUGACGAACAUCCUGGCCUGCUUCCACUUUACGCACGACGCUGCAUAUUUGCCUUUGGGAAAUGAUCGUAAGGUUGACAUUUUGUUUCUUUUUUUUUUCUGUAUAACUUGUGUUUUUCGUAAAUAGCCUGUUUUUUUACGUCUGUCAAUCAGUCUCCGUCUAGAUGCAACAAAGUAUGUUUGUAGAUGUUUUUUUCCUGUUGUUUUGCUGUUGUUUGGUUCUUUCAUCACAAUGUCAUUUGGUAUUCAAAUACAAAGUACUAUUCUUAGCUGAAAAUAGAAAUGCAAAAACAAGGAGAGAGGAAGUUUUUCUUUUUGUCUUAUGAAGCAUCUCUGCUGAGAAUGUCAAUACACUGCUCACAAUUCUGUAAAUACAUGUGAUUCCAAUGUGAAUUCUUGAAGAAUUUAAUGAGAAAACAAGUACUUUAUUAUCUAUGAGAGGAAGAACUAGGCAUACAUUAUGCCUUAGACAUGGCAGGAUUAUAAAAUAAGUACCGGAUUUUUGUCAUGUUUCCACUGAAGGAAUUUAGUCACACCACUAAAUGUUUUUGAAAACCCUUUUGUGUCAUUCCUUUUCACUCUACUUGCUACCAAAAUAUCUGCUCUUUUAGUUUGUUCAAGAAUGGCUGGGCAAACAUUUUGAUACAGUAUACUUAAUAAAAGCAAAUCUGAUCUAUUACUGAGCAGCCAUCAGA
This is a messenger RNA of Carassius auratus (goldfish), 2406 nucleotides long. RefSeq names its product erythropoietin. The record is from RefSeq and is a predicted model, not a curated record. Gene Ontology annotation, cellular component: extracellular region. NCBI's taxonomy places the organism in Eukaryota, Metazoa, Chordata, Actinopteri, Cypriniformes, Cyprinidae. Gene Ontology annotation, biological process: nucleate erythrocyte development. Gene Ontology annotation, molecular function: erythropoietin receptor binding; hormone activity; cytokine activity. The transcript has 6 exons. The coding region runs from base 401 to 916 and encodes 171 amino acids.